AUGGCGGCUUCUCGCCUCUUUUCGCUUCUAUAUAUACGGUUUCUUUUUGUUUUCACCCUCGUUUCCCCGUCUUCCUCUCAGUUUCUCCCUAGCUUUAAUGCUAAGGCGCGUAAUCUCACAGUCGUCCAUUCACCCGCAAAUGAGGAUGUCACUGUCUCUUAUAAAACCCCCGACGACGUUUGCUCAACGGCAUUUGAUUCCCAGAAGCAGUACACAGGCUGGGUAUCAGUCCCUGGUGACUAUCCAACCAAUUUGUUCUUCUGGUUCGUCGAGGCUCGUGAGCCCACCGACAGCCUUACCAUAUGGCUCAACGGAGGACCAGGAUCCAGCUCGCUAUAUGGAUUCUUCACAGGCAAUGGCCCCUGUGAGAUUGUUGAGAAGGGAUUGAACGAGUAUGAGACUCUUGUGCGUGAAUGGGGUUGGGAUCGAGCCUCCAAUAUGUUGUUCAUUGACCAGCCCAACCAAGUCGGCUUCUCAUAUGACACACCAACUAAUGGCACAUUGAACUUUGCCAAUAACAGUGUUGUAGCACCCCCUGAGGUCAACACCGACUACCCUGAAUGGGCAUUUCGCAACGGGACAUUCAGCUCCAACAAUAAGGAUUUUACUGCCAACACUACUGAAACAGCAGCCAUGGCUGUUUGGCACAUGGUUCAAGGCUUCUUAACCACCUUUCCCCAGUAUCAACCAUCCACCCUCUCUGACAACAGCUCACUCGGGAUCAAUCUCUUUGCCGAAAGUUAUGGUGGCCGCUAUGGUCCUGUCUUCGCAGAAACCUUUGUGAAACAAAACGCCCGUCGCGAGAGCGGCGAGCUGCCACACAAUUCAACCAUUGACGUCCACUUGAGCUCCUUGGGUAUCGUCAAUGGAUGUGUUGAUAUGGAAACGCAAGUGCCCUACUAUCCAAUCUUUGCUAGCGACAACACGUAUGGCUAUGAAGCUUUGUCCGCUAGAGAUGUAAAGUUCUACCAGGAUAAGUUUUCCGCAGAGGGUGGCUGCCAUGAAUUGCUCCAGAAAUGUGCAACUGAGGCGUCUGUGGGCGAUCCCGAAGGCCUUGGAACCGAAGAUUCCAUAAAUGAUGCUUGUUCCGAGGCUCUGAAUAACUGCUACGAUAUCCAGGAUGCCUACACAAGUUCGGGCCGUGGCGUGUACGACCUGGCGGCAUCUUCGUUCGACCCCUUUCCACCCAUGACCUUCUUGGAAUACCUUAACCAAGAAAGCGUACAGGAUGCAAUUGGUACCCCUAUCAACUACACCCUAAACAAUAACGAAGUUAGUCUCGAAUUUCAAAAUACAGGUGAUCAAGCACGAGGCGGUAACAUACAACGCCUGGCCGCUCUCCUCAACCAAGGCGUUCGGAUCGCCCUCGUUUAUGGAGAUCGAGACUACAUAUGCAACUGGAUGGGAGGAGAGGCUUUGUCUCAAAGCCUUGCUCAGGAAGCAGGUAGUGAGUACAGUAUGCGGUUCCCCGAGGCAGGAUAUGCGCCCAUCAUCGUCAACGAUUCAUAUAUUGGCGGUGUCGUGCGUCAAUUCGGCAACCUUUCCUUCAGCCGUAUCUAUCAAGCCGGUCAUGCUGUGGCUUCAUACCAGCCUGAAACUGCCUUCCAGGUCUUUGCUCGCAUUAUAUUGGGUACUUCUAUCUCUACUGGCAUGGACAUCGAUUCCACCACGUACAACACUACAGGUGCCGCCAAUGCUACACAUACAGACAAGUUACCCGAUCAACCACAACCUACUUGCUACAUACGCAACCUCCGAGCAACCUGCGACGACAAUGCCGCGAAGCUGGCUGCUGAUGGCAAGGGGGUCGUCAUCAAUGGUGUGCUGUAUGCUUCUGAGGAUGACUGGCCGCUGCAGGCCGAGGCGACCGAGGAGCCGACAACAUCUACAACAGAACCCAGCGCAACGUCAUAUUUGACUGGCGUUUAUACAGCCACUGAAACACCUGAUGCCGCGGCGUGGAACCCGCCAAAUGCGGGCUUGGUGGUCGCCAUUGCCGGCAUGGUGGCCCUGCAAGUUGUUGUGUGA
Messenger RNA from Fusarium coffeatum, 2028 nucleotides. RefSeq lists its product as uncharacterized. Gene Ontology annotation, biological process: proteolysis. The coding region runs from base 1 to 2028 and encodes 675 amino acids. Gene Ontology annotation, molecular function: serine-type carboxypeptidase activity. Lineage: Eukaryota; Fungi; Ascomycota; Sordariomycetes; Hypocreales; Nectriaceae. The record is from RefSeq and is a predicted model, not a curated record. Gene Ontology annotation, cellular component: fungal-type vacuole. The transcript is spliced from 2 exons.